This is a messenger RNA of Hippopotamus amphibius kiboko, 2227 nucleotides long. It is a transcript of the gene GAD2, whose product is annotated as glutamate decarboxylase 2. The transcript has 16 exons. Gene Ontology annotation, cellular component: cytoplasm. Bases 32 to 1789 code for a protein of 585 amino acids. Gene Ontology annotation, molecular function: pyridoxal phosphate binding; glutamate decarboxylase activity. The record is from RefSeq and is a predicted model, not a curated record. Gene Ontology annotation, biological process: GABA shunt. Lineage: Eukaryota; Metazoa; Chordata; Mammalia; Artiodactyla; Hippopotamidae.
GCACUCAUCCUGCUCCAGUCUCACAGCGCCGAUGGCAUCUCCCGGCUCCGGCUUUUGGUCUUUCGGAGCUGAAGAUGGCUCCGGGGAUCCCGAGAACCCCGGCACAGCGAGGGCCUGGUGUCAGGUGGCCCAGAAGUUCACGGGUGGCAUCGGAAACAAGCUGUGCGCCCUGCUCUACGGAGACGCCGAGAAGCCAGCGGAGAGCGGCGGGAGCCAGCCCCCGAGGGCCACCUCCGGCAAGGUCGCCUGCGUCUGCAACCAGAAGCCCUGCGGCUGCCCCAAAGCGGAGGUCAACUACGCGUUUCUACACGCAACAGACCUGCUACCAGCAUGUGAUGGAGAAAGACCAACUUUGGCGUUUCUGCAAGAUGUUAUGGACAUUUUGCUUCAAUACGUGGUGAAAAGUUUCGAUAGAUCAACCAAAGUGAUUGAUUUCCAUUACCCUAAUGAGCUUCUUCAGGAAUAUAACUGGGAAUUGACAGACCAGCCACAAAAUUUGGAGGAAAUUUUGAUGCAUUGCCAAACAACUCUAAAAUAUGCAAUUAAAACAGGGCAUCCCAGAUAUUUCAAUCAACUUUCUACUGGACUGGAUAUGGUUGGACUGGCAGCAGACUGGCUGACAUCAACAGCAAACACUAACAUGUUCACCUAUGAAAUUGCUCCAGUAUUUGUGCUUUUGGAAUAUGUCACGCUGAAGAAAAUGAGAGAAAUCAUUGGCUGGCCUGGGGGCUCUGGCGAUGGGAUAUUCUCUCCUGGUGGCGCUAUAUCCAACAUGUACGCCAUGCUGAUCGCGCGCUUUAAGAUGUUCCCCGAAGUCAAGGAGAAAGGCAUGGCUGCGGUCCCCAGGCUCAUUGCCUUCACCUCUGAGCAUAGCCAUUUUUCUCUCAAGAAGGGAGCUGCAGCCUUGGGCAUUGGAACCGACAGCGUGAUUCUGAUUAAAUGUGAUGAAAGGGGGAAAAUGAUCCCAUCUGAUCUUGAAAGAAGGAUCCUUGAAGCCAAACAAAAAGGAUUUGUCCCUUUCCUUGUGAGUGCCACGGCUGGGACCACCGUGUACGGAGCUUUCGAUCCCCUGUUAGCUGUCGCUGACAUUUGCAAAAAAUAUAAGAUCUGGAUGCACGUGGAUGCAGCUUGGGGUGGGGGAUUACUGAUGUCCCGGAAACACAAGUGGAAACUGAGCGGCGUGGAGAGGGCCAACUCCGUGACGUGGAACCCACAUAAGAUGAUGGGCGUCCCUUUGCAGUGCUCUGCUCUCCUGGUGAGGGAAGAGGGGCUGAUGCAGAGUUGCAACCAGAUGCAUGCCUCCUACCUCUUUCAGCAAGACAAGCACUACGACCUGUCCCAUGACACCGGAGACAAGGCCUUACAGUGCGGACGCCACGUCGAUGUUUUUAAACUCUGGCUAAUGUGGAGGGCAAAGGGGACCACGGGGUUUGAAGCACACAUUGAUAAGUGUUUGGAGCUGGCGGAGUAUUUAUACAAUAUCAUCAAAAACCGAGAAGGUUAUGAAAUGGUGUUUGAUGGAAAGCCUCAGCACACAAACGUCUGCUUCUGGUAUAUCCCUCCGAGUUUGCGUGUCCUAGACAACAGUGAAGAGAGGAUGAGCCGCCUCUCCAAGGUGGCUCCAGUGAUUAAAGCCAGAAUGAUGGAGCAUGGGACCACAAUGGUGAGCUACCAGCCCUUGGGAGACAAGGUCAAUUUCUUCCGCAUGGUCAUCUCAAACCCUGCAGCAACUCACCAAGACAUUGACUUCCUGAUUGAAGAAAUAGAACGCCUUGGGCGAGAUUUAUAAUUACCUAGCUCACUAAGCUGUUUCAGUUCUCUAGGUAGACAAUUAAGUUGUCACAAACUGUGUAAAUGUAUUUGUAGUUUGUUCCAAAGUAACUCUAUUUCUAUAUCGUGGUGUCAAAGUAGAGUACAGUUUAAAAAUCAAAAACAAACCAACAUUGCUCCUUUUAAAAAUCCUUUCGUAAGUUUAGAAUACCUCUCUAAUAAUUAGUGACAAAAGGCUGUGUUCUAAUCAAUAAGGAAAAGCUUAAAAUUGUUAUAAAUACUUCCCUUACUUUUAAUAUAGUGUGCAAAUCAAAAUUUAUUUUCACUUCAGAGUAGUAGGGUUGAACAGUGCCAAAUUGCCCCCGAAUCAUAAAAGGUUCUCUGGGGUGCAGUGAAAAGGAUAAAGUAAAUAUAAAAUGUAGGUUGACAAUAAAAAAAAAACAACUCUUGCCUUUUU